UGCUGAUAUCCUUCCGUUUCGCCAAGGCCAUUGAAACUAAAAACAAACCUCUUCAAUUUUCCUCAGAGCGACUAAUAACAAAUCUCUCUGAGUAACUCUGAUCCGAAAAUCACCAAUCUCAUCAAUCAAAUUCGAGAUUCGAUCGCAUUUGAUUUCAAAACUCUUCUCCGAAUCUGUUCAAACCCACCGACGAGAUUCCGAUGUGGGUUUCGCCGAUUUAACAAUCUGAUUGCAAAGUUCGAAACUUUCCGAGAUGGGUUUCCUCGAAUCGGUGAAAUCGAUCAAUUGGGAACACGAAUCCUUCCCUACUUACCAGGAUUUCGCCUUCUUGCCUCUGUUCGCUGUGUUCUUUCCUUCCAUACGGUUCCUUCUCGACAGAUUCGUCUUCGAGAAAGUGGGAAGGUACUUGAUUUAUGGAAGGCAGAAUCCGAAAAAGAAUGACAAGAAGACGAAAAUCAGAAAAUUCAAAGAAUCAGCUUGGAAGUGUAUCUACUACCUCUCAGCUGAGCUGCUUGCUUUGUCUGUGACAUACAACGAGCCUUGGUUUACAGACACUCUCUACUUCUGGAUUGGUCCUGGAGAUCAGAUUUGGCCUAAUCAACAGAUGAAGAUAAAGUUGAAGUUCUUAUAUAUGUAUACAGCUGGCUUCUACACAUACUCUAUAUUCGCGUUGAUCUUUUGGGAAACAAGACGUUCUGAUUUUGGUGUUUCGAUGGGUCAUCAUAUCACUACUGUUAUCCUCAUCGUCCUCUCCUACAUCUGCAGAUUCUCUCGUGCUGGUUCUGUUGUUCUUGCACUCCAUGACGCGAGCGAUGUGUUUCUUGAAGUUGGGAAGAUGUCGAAGUACAGUGGAGCUGAGGGUAUAGCAGCCUUUUCGUUUGUUCUUUUUGCUUUGUCUUGGGUUGUUCUACGUCUCAUUUACUAUCCUUUCUGGAUCCUUUGGAGCACGAGCUAUCAGAUUAUUAUGACUGUGGACAAGGAAAAGCAUCCUAUCGAAGGACCAAUCUACUACUACAUGUUCAACACUCUCUUGUUUUGCUUGCUUGUUCUUCAUAUAUUCUGGUGGGUUUUGAUUUACCGGAUGCUUGUGAAACAAGUACAGGAUCGAGGCAAGCUUAGCGAAGAUGUCAGAUCCGAUUCUGAGAGUGAUGAUGAACACGAGGAUUGAUCACUGCAGGUUUGGGACUCUGUUUAUAAGAACAGAGGACUUUCAGGCUUUCAUUUAAAAAGUGGGAGGAUCGGAACCGGAUCAAACCGGUUUUAUUGAUCGGAUAACUUUGGAAAUUUCAUUUUUGGAUCGGUUUUCCCAAGAUUUUGUUUUAGACAUUGCUUCACUUGUUUUUUUGUUUCUGUUCUUUCUUUAGUUUUAUGUUAUGGACCUGGUUUCUUGUUUUGGAUCAUCAGUGCAAUAAUACAAUUCAUUGUACCACUGAAAUGCCAUGACAUUUUGACUCCGGAAGAAUAAUCCGCAGGGUAAAUGAUUUUUUUGUUGUUUUAUUUCUUAUUCUUUCCGUUUCAUUUUAGUUGUUAUUUUAGCUUUUUACAUACAGACUAGGUG
Messenger RNA from Eruca vesicaria subsp. sativa (arugula), 1558 nucleotides. NCBI's taxonomy places the organism in Eukaryota, Viridiplantae, Streptophyta, Magnoliopsida, Brassicales, Brassicaceae. The record is from the annotation of a GenBank genome assembly.